Drosophila busckii is the source of this 1599-nucleotide messenger RNA. RefSeq names its product UDP-glucuronosyltransferase 2B15-like. NCBI's taxonomy places the organism in Eukaryota, Metazoa, Arthropoda, Insecta, Diptera, Drosophilidae. The record is from RefSeq and is a predicted model, not a curated record. Gene Ontology annotation, molecular function: UDP-glycosyltransferase activity.
AUGCGUAUCAGUUGGUCACAACUCAAAAAAGGCUUCAAAUGUUUAAUAUUGUGUCUUUUGGCACUUCUUCAAUUGGAUUUUACUUCCGGUGCGCGUAUUCUUGCACCAUUUAUAUUUCCCGCCAAAUCUCAUUUUAUGAUGUACAAUGCACUUGUUAAGGAGCUAGUGCAAAGAGGUCAUCAAGUAACCAACGUUACACCAUUCUCAAUGUCAAAUGAAAAUUUGGGCGGCAACUACACGGAAGUAUUAUUACCUGUAUAUAGUUUUUGGUCUUCAGCUUUCAGUACCACCAAAGCUAGGAGUAUAUUGGACUUCACAGAUAUACCUGCAACAACGUAUAUUAAAACACUCAUGCUAAUGGGCAUAAAAACCACAGACUUUACUUUUGAGCAGCCUGAGAUGCAAAAACUCAUUCACGCCAAAGAUAAAGUUGGCAAAUAUGAUUUGCUCCUAACUGGACAAUUCUACAACGAGGGUGCUCUCAUCCUAGCCCAUCUCUAUCAAAUACCUAUCAUCACUGUAGUAUCCUUUGGCUAUAGCAACCAGCUAGAUCCCAUCGUUGGCGUUAUGACCCCCUAUUCCUAUGCUCCCAAUAUAUGUAAACCAUACUCGGAUCAUAUGACGCUAUGGGAACGCAUUAAUAGCUUCUAUCACAACAUGUAUGAAGUAGCAAUACGCAAAUUUUGGUAUUAUCCUGCCCAGAAUGCCAUUCUAAGGAAACAUUUGGGUAGCACUCUGCCCCAACUGCCUACAAUAAACCAAUUAGAGCGCAACAUCUCGCUAAUGCUACUCAAUAGUCAUAUGCCACUGGAGAAGCCGAGACCUUUGGCUUUUAAUACCAUCCCAGUGGGUGGACUACAUAUAAAGCCACCUAAGGACCUGCCAGCUAAUAUCAAAAGUUUUCUAGAUGAAGCAAAGCAUGGAGCAAUUUACUUUAGUUUGGGCUCCCAAGUACGCAGUGCGGAUCUUCCUCCAGAGAAGCUCAAGAUCUUCCUCAACGUGUUUCGUAGCAUGAAGCAGCGCAUUUUGUGGAAGUUUGAGAAUGAAGAAUUGCCAAAUAUUCCCGCUAAUGUGAUGGUGCAAAAGUGGAUGCCUCAGAACGAUAUACUCGCUCAUCCGAAUGUUAAGGUUUUCAUCUCCCAUGGCGGUCUUUUUGGUACACAAGAAGCUGUUUAUCAUGGGGUGCCAGUGUUGGGUAUGCCAUUUUAUUUUGAUCAAUAUAAUAUUAAGAAAGGCCAGGAAGCGGGCUAUGUUCUGGGCGUAGAUUAUCGCAAAAUAACAGAAGAAGAACUACGUCAUGCACUCACUGAACUCUUAGAAAAUCCGAAGUAUACGGAAAAUAUAAAACGUGCCUCGAAAGUAUUUCGCGAUCGCCCUCUCAAUAGCAUGGACACGGCUAUGUACUGGAUCAACUAUGUUAUCGAACAUCGUGGAGCACCUCACAUAAUUGCAGCGGGUGUUGAUCUAUCCUUUAUUCAGUUUUACAUGCUUGAUGUUCUAGCUAUUGCUUUACUUGUAAUGGUGUUGCCUAUAUUGGUCAUUAAAAUUGUUUGUCGUAAUCGUAGAUCUAACCGAAGAGCUAAGUCUAAGGUUAACUAA